Molecule: messenger RNA, 2034 nt
Organism: Pungitius pungitius (ninespine stickleback)
Lineage: Eukaryota; Metazoa; Chordata; Actinopteri; Perciformes; Gasterosteidae
Product: gamma-aminobutyric acid receptor subunit rho-3
Exons: 10
Coding region: 329-1705 (458 amino acids)
Biological process (GO): nervous system process; signal transduction; regulation of membrane potential
Cellular component (GO): neuron projection; GABA-A receptor complex; synapse
Molecular function (GO): extracellular ligand-gated monoatomic ion channel activity; GABA-A receptor activity; neurotransmitter receptor activity
Source: RefSeq, a predicted model, not a curated record
CUGAUAAGAGGAUUAGGGUGGAAUUAGUGUCAUUCCUCCAUCGCCGCGAGGAAUAGAUUCAUAUCGAUUUUAAUCAGAAACUGGACAGAAAUCUGCAGAUGAAAGCAGACGGAGUGAAAGGUGGAGACGGGAGGAGCGGAGGACGCAGAGGAAGCCCGGAGGGACGUUUCACCUCCUGCUCCUGUCGGCGUUUUCCUUCCGGGGCUCUGCGCGUGAUGUUGGACCACCGGCGGUGAUCUAGGGACCUGGUGGAGCAGGUGGAGCAGGUGGAGCCGGGUCCCUGUGACCCGGCGAUGCUGGCGUCCUGGCGGGGGAACCUGUGAAGAGCAUGAAGGUGGACCUGCUGACCUGCCUGACCCUGGCCACCGCCAGCCUGGUUGCCAUGGCUACCGGAGGUCGCGGCUCUGGGCGCAGGAAGCACAAGGAGGUUUUCCUCGGGGAGAAGUUCAAGUUCGGAGGGCGCAUCGACUACAAGCUGAAGAGGCAGGACAGCACUAAGACGCUGCUGAUAAAGAGCGAGCAGCUGCUGAGGAUCGAGGAGCACGACUUCGCCAUGAGGCCGGGCUUCGGAGGCGCUGCGAUUCCUGUGGGCAUCGACGUGCAGGUGGAGAGCAUCGACAGCAUCUCAGAGGUCAACAUGGACUUCACCAUGACGCUGUACCUGCGCCACUACUGGAGGGACGAGCGGCUGGCCUUCCCCUCCCGCACCAAUCGCAGCAGGACCUUCGACUCGCGCCUGGUGAAGAAGAUCUGGGUCCCCGACGUCUUCUUCGUCCACUCCAAGCGCUCCUUCAUUCACGACACCACCACAGAGAACAUCAUGCUGAGGGUCUACCCCGACGGGAACAUCCUGUACAGCGUCAGGGUGACGGUGACGUCGCUGUGCUCGAUGGACUUCAGCAGCUUCCCUCUGGACACACAGAACUGCUCUCUGGAGCUGGAGAGCUACGCGUACAAUGAGAACGACCUGAUGCUCUACUGGAAGAACGGGAACGACUCUCUGAGGACGGAUGAGAUCGUCUUGUCCCAGUUCUUCAUCGAGCACUUCCAGGCCUCCAGUGGCCUCGCCUUCUACAGCAGCACAGGGUGGUACAACCGUCUCUUCAUCAACUUCAUCCUGCAGAGGCACAUCUUCUUCUUCAUGCUGCAGACCUACUUCCCCACCAUGCUGAUGGUGGUCCUGUCCUGGGUCUCCUUCUGGAUCGACCGGAGGGCCGUGCCCGCACGCGUCUCACUGGGUAUCACCACAGUGCUCACCAUGUCCACCAUCAUCACCGGAGUCUCCUCCUCCAUGCCUCAGGUGUCCUACGUGAAGGCGGUGGACAUCUACCUGUGGACCAGCUUCCUGUUUGUCUUCCUGUCCGUCAUUGAGUACGCGGCGGUUAAUUACUGCACCACCCUGGAGGAGAUGAGGAAGAUGAAGAGGGGGAAGAUUCCGUCCACCUUCAACGCCAGCCAGGCCAUGGCCUUCGACGGCUGUUUCCAUGACAACGAGGUGGAGCUGACCUCCGACCCCCUCGCGGCGCCGCCCGGGCCCCCGGAGGUCCGCGCCCCGGAGGGGACCCGCCUGCGCCGGCAGCGCUCGGUGCGCCAGAACGUGGACCUGUUCGUCAGCAACAGCUACCUGGUGGACUCGUACUCGCGCGUGGCCUUCCCUCUGUCCUACCUGCUCUUCAACACCAUCUACUGGAGCCUGUACACCUGAGCCGGCCCCAGAGCAUGCUGGGGGAUUCCCCGCGCGCGCACCUCGCCGCAUCGACUGCGAUCAGCCGCUCACGCACGCAGCGGGAACUCGGAGUUUAAUAAACUGUACAUGGGAUUGUUAUUUUAUACUCUAAUAUUUCACUGGUCAGCCGCAGAGAAAUACUACACAGUGACAUAUUCACAUACUCUAUGUUUUAUUUAAGGAAAAUAAAAGUUUCGAUUUAGCAACCUGCAAAUAUGUGACAAUAAAAAAGAUAUGACGGCUCUUUUACAAUCUUUAUAAGUCUAUUUAGACAUUUAUGUUAUGAUAAAAUAGUUGGAAUAUUCAAA